AUGACAGUCACUGCAUUCUCCAUAUCAGACUCUUCUCCUGAAUUCACGCUCCUCAAUGUCGCCCGACUAUUCACUCGAUUAGAACACAACCUCCUCAACCCGGGCUCCGAGCUCCACACCCUUCACAAAUCCGAACUUCAACGUUUACGGGUAUCCAAGAACGUCGAAUAUGCUCGUGCUCUACUUUCUCAGCUUGAGCGUUCUCUCCCCCAAAUCAAAUCGGUCGAUCAAAGGCAUGAAGCGCAGUCGGAAAUUGUGCGCGAUCGACAAUUGCUCAAACGAAUGCAGAUCGUCCUCGGCGAAGAAGAGUCCCGCACAAGGGAAGACGGCGACGAUGACACAUCAGGCGACCUUGACGAGGAAUGGAAGGAUUUAUUCAGCAAGCCUACAGCUGAACAAACCACAACCCCACCAUCGAGCGAUGCUCCAUCCAAGGAUGAUCUCUCGGUCGCGCAAAAAGCCGAGACUGAUCACGCAAAAGCGACGACCUCUACGAGUGCAGCACAGCUACAAGCGACAACAAAUACCAACACAUCGUCUGUAUCUGCAUCCGCAACCGCCUCCGCGUCCGAGUCCGCACCUGCCGAGCCCACGUCUACUUUGCGCAAUCGGAACGUAAGCCAGAAUCAGCCCAUCACUUCACUCCCCACAGCCACAUCCACCGGUAGCAAUGUCCAGCAGAACCAGACCUCAGUGUCAAAUUCAAAUCUUUCGUCCAAGGAGGAUGCUCUGAGCGCAGCUCGUCUUGAACAAGAGGACCUCACGGGGUCUCUCCUCUCCCUGGCCAGUCAGUUGAAAGCGUCUUCGCAGUCCUUCCAAGCAACCCUGGAGAAUGAGAAGUCUGUGCUGGACCGCGCGGUGUCGGGGAUCGACAAGACCAGUAGUACGAUGGAAGCGGCGGGGCAGAAGAUGGGGAUGCUCAGACGGAUGACGGAGGGGAAGGGCUGGUGGGGACGGAUGAUGCUAUAUGCAUGGAUCUUUGGCCUGUGGGUGGUUGCGAUCUUGAUUGUCUAUGUUGGGCCCAAGUUGAGGUUUUGA
Molecule: messenger RNA, 1038 nt
Organism: Penicillium oxalicum
Lineage: Eukaryota; Fungi; Ascomycota; Eurotiomycetes; Eurotiales; Aspergillaceae
Exons: 2
Coding region: 1-1038 (345 amino acids)
Biological process (GO): retrograde vesicle-mediated transport, Golgi to endoplasmic reticulum
Cellular component (GO): endoplasmic reticulum; SNARE complex
Molecular function (GO): SNAP receptor activity
Source: RefSeq, a predicted model, not a curated record